AUGACAGAAACCUAUCCCAUCGGCUCCCGCAGCGAAUGCGAACGUCUUGUCAAAGACUGGGGCUUCAAGCAUGUUUUCACCUGGGCCGACGGGAGCAACGCAUACUAUCCGCCUCAUACGCAUGGAGGACUAACAACGCAUCUUAUCCGUCGCGGGACGUUGACGAUAACCUAUCCCGAUGAUAAUGCCAAUCUGCACAAUGGGGAGGUCAGGAAGGAGACGUUUGGGGUUGGGGCCAGGGUGGAUGUGCCUGCUGGCAAGCGGCACGAGGUUUGGAUUGGGGAUGAGGGGUGCGAGUAUGUAAUUGGGGAAUAG
Molecule: messenger RNA, 315 nt
Organism: Aspergillus mulundensis
Lineage: Eukaryota; Fungi; Ascomycota; Eurotiomycetes; Eurotiales; Aspergillaceae
Exons: 2
Coding region: 1-315 (104 amino acids)
Source: RefSeq, a predicted model, not a curated record